This is a messenger RNA of Nylanderia fulva, 1843 nucleotides long. RefSeq names its product protein EFR3 homolog A. The record is from RefSeq and is a predicted model, not a curated record. NCBI's taxonomy places the organism in Eukaryota, Metazoa, Arthropoda, Insecta, Hymenoptera, Formicidae. Gene Ontology annotation, cellular component: plasma membrane. Gene Ontology annotation, biological process: protein localization to plasma membrane.
ACCAUCUUGCACGACGACAAAGUAUAUAUAUAUAUAUAUAUAUACAUACAUACUGUUAUAUUACAUUUACGUGCUUUCCGACUUUUCAUCGGACGGGUCUAAGAUUUUCUUAACAAUCUUUUCUCUUGAUUUUACGAUGAUCACCGAUGAAGAUCUCGCGCGAAGAGUGAACGACAUCUCCGAGAGACUCUCGAUCGCGAUCACGCCGUCGCAGCAGGAUAAGACUCUGGACAACAUCAUAAAGAUCGUGAAAAACGCGACGAGGGAGCAACUGCAGUCCCGGCAUCCUCGAGCCCUUGUCAUGAUGGCGUUGAAGAUUCUGCUGCGCUACGAGGAUCUGCUGCACACGAACGGGCUGUGCAACUGGAAGCGUCGACGGAGGUUUAAGAUCGCCCGCGAGUGCUAUCACGCUCUACUGAAGAGCUACCUGCCCGAAAGGUCGCGAGACGUCGUGGAGACCAUCGUGGAAGCCGUCUGCCACGACCGGCUCUGGGAAUUCGAGACCUUCUGCUUCGAGGUGAUGUGCAGCCUGUUGGACGUAAGCUCGGCCAGUGGCGGCCUGAUCACCCACGUGAUCUGGGACAAACUGUCCUCGCCGGAGAUCAGCGUUCAGGACGCCCGCGGCAUCGUCCGGGUGCUGUACGAGCUGCUGGACGUGUACGAGUGGCCGGCUACCCAGGACACGGUCGCGACGGUGGAGAGAAUGCUCGGUCUCUUUCACUCCAGCAUAAUCACGCGACUAGCCGCCCUGGCCGGCUCCUCCAUCUCGACGCCGUACGCGAGUCUGAAGAAGGGCCUGGAGGUUUGUCUGAGGAACACGAUCAGACAUCUGUCGAACGAGCAGCUGCUGGUGAUCGUGCAGCACAUGUGCUCGUGGACGGUGGCCGCGGACGCGACCGACGAGAUCGUCCUUGAGUUCGGCAGCACUCUGGAAUACGCCGCUUACACGCAUCGUACCGGUCUCUACGAGCAGACCCUCACGCCGACGAUAUUCCCGCUGCUGAUGCGGAUGGUGGGAUCGGCCAGUCGGCUAACCAGUCUGCUGGGCAACCGUGUAUUCCAGUAUUUGCUGGAUCGCAAGAACAACCGAGGGGUCUUCGACACUCCCAGGAUUUUCUUUGAGCAUACACGCGUGAACCUGCGAAUCGCGGGUUAUCGCGAGGAGGACCGACUCUUCUUCAAGCUGCACCGGGAGUUACUGCACGACAGCUUGCUGAAGAGCCUGGCUAAUCACUCGGACUCCCGAAUGAACCUGGAGAUGACAUAUUGCACCAUGUGCCUGAUUGCUGUGGAGGUGCCGUGCGGCUUUACAGCCGCGGCCUUGGUCUGUCUCGCUAUGAACCUGCAGGAGAUCGUCCUGCAGCGACGGGAUAAUCGCCUGGAGGUUGCCUGCCACGUGCACGCUACCAUCAUCUCCGUCAUGUCGCUCAUCUGCUGGAUACACCGGGCUAAAGUAUUUUACCAUUAUGUAAACAGGAUCGUAAUGGAAAGGGCGCAAUGGGCGCCGCAUCUGAAUCCUCCUAUACAGUCCCAGUAUAACUUCGCGGUACACCACGUCCUCUGGAACAAGCCGGAGUUGUUUUUCGUCGAUUGGGAGGCACGCUACGGUCUGUGGAAAUGUUUCCGUCUGAUCGACAGUCAUGACAUCAUCAUUGAGCGUCGGACAUGAAUCAUGUCCAUGAAACGAAGGAUCUAGGAAUGGAAGAGAUCCGUGGAAUCAAGACUUCAUAUGGAUUCGAUUAAUUCUAUUAAUUGUAUUUUAUGUUGAAAGAUCUGUGGAAACGAAGGGAUCUAAUAUAAAUUUAAGGAAUAAUUACCGAAGAUAUCUUCAAGAUUUAAAUAA